UUAAUAUUAGACAUCAGAUAACGUGAGCACAAGGACCACUUAGCCGAAACCUCAGCGCAUGACCGGAAAAUAAAUCCCCACCAUUCAAACUAGAUUACAUUUCCUAACUCCGGAUGGUCAAAGGUUUGAUGAUACAAAAUCCUUUAUGUAUUUUCACCACGCUCUUAGCUCCUCCUAGAAAGUUAGAAACCACCAACCAGCAAGUGUAGGUAGUGCCAAAUGCGUAGCGAAGGAGCAUAGAAUCAUAAUCUUUGCUCCCCAUCUUUCAAGAAAAUGGUUUGUGAAGCUCUGUCCUUAACCAUUCCUUUGUUCUCAAAUUUAACCUCCAAAGAUACUAAAAGAGCUACAAAGCACUACAAUCUUCGUCGUUCAACACCUAGAAUUCGAUGCUCAAGUUCCAGUGCAGAGUGGCCCAUAACUGCUGAUAAACAUGAAGAUGAUCAUUCCUUGACUGGUACUGCUUAUGAUUUUGAAAGAGCCACCAUAUCACUAACUCGUAAGUCCCUAUCGACCUCAAAGAGGGUAACUCUUGUCAGGCAUGGCCUCAGCUCUUGGAAUGAAGAGGGUAGAGUUCAGGGAAGCUCAAACUUAUCUGUUCUGACAGAAACUGGAGUGAAGCAAGCUGAGAGGUGUAGGCAAGCCCUUUCAAAUAUGCACUUCGAUCAAUGUUUUUCAAGCCCAAUAUCCCGCGCUAAGACCACGGCUGAAGUGUUAUGGCAAGGGAGGGAAGAGCCUCUGGUUUUCCUUGAUUCGCUAAAGGAGGCCCAUCUUUUUUUCCUUGAAGGCAUGAAAAAUGUGGAUGCUAGGGUAAUAUAUCCAAAGGAGUAUGUAACAUGGAGAGAGGACCCUGCGAAUUUCUACGUGAAUGGUGUCUACCCUGUUCGUAAACUAUGGGCAACAGCUAGAGAAGCCUGGAGGGAAAUCUUGUUGACACCUGGAGAAAAUUUUCUAGUUGUGACCCACAAAUCAAUGUUAAGGGCAAUGAUCUGCACAGCUUUAGGGCUAGCCCCUGAGAGGUUUCGGGCAAUUGAUGUGAAUAAUGGGGGUAUAUCCACAUUUAGUUUCAACAAAAGAGGAGAAGCGAUGCUGCAGUCUUUGAAUAUGACUGCCCACAUGUAUACAUUACACUUAACGCCGCAAAAGCAUGAACUCACCAUAAGUUGCCCUCCAUUUAAUUCUCAAGACUUUCCCUCUCUUUCAUGGCAAUUUUACAUGGAAGCCAAACAACUUCAUCAAGCACCGCCGUCCUCGCAAUCACCAGCCUACCGCUCAAUUCUCCGAGCAGGCCCCCGUCUUAAACCUCUUCAACAAGUCCACACGCGGAUUGUCAUCACCGGCUCGGGUCGUAGCCAAUCCCUCAUCACCAAACUCCUCUCUUUCGCUUGCGCCGCCACUCCGCCCGUUUGCUACCUUCGUCGCCUCUUCCUUUCCAUCUCCAAGCCCGAUACUUUUCUCUUCCAUUCCCUAAUUACAUUAACCUCCAAAUUCAAUUUCCCUCUUGAAUCCCUUGUCUACCAUCGCCGGAUGAUAUCAGCCAAUAUUUCACCUUCAAAUUACACAUUCUCGGCCGUGGUUAAAUGUUGUACCGAUUUAAUGGCUUUUAAUAUUGGUAAAACUGUUCAUUGUCACGUUUUGAUUUGUGGGUACGGUUUGGAUUCGUAUGUUCAAGCGGCUCUAGUAAGCUUUUAUGCAAAAUCUGGUGAUUUGGGGGUUGCCCGUAAGGUCUUUGAUAAAAUGCCUGAAAAAACUGUAGUAGCUUGGAAUUCAAUGAUUUCAGGGUACGAGCAGAAUGGAUUAGGGAAGGAAGCAAUUGGGUUGUUUUAUUUGAUGCAAGAUUCGGGAGUUAAGCCGGAUUCCACAACAUUUGUUUGUUUGUUAUCGGCUUGUGCUCAGUUAGGUGCAGCUGGUUUAGGCUGUUGGGUGCAUGAGUAUGUUGUUAGAAACUGUUUCGAUGUGAAUGUGGUGCUUGGCACGGCAUUGAUUAAUAUGUAUUCGAGGUGUGGAAAUGUGAGUAAAGCGCGAGAGGUUUUUGAUUCAAUGGAGGAAAAGAAUGUUGUUGCUUGGACUGCUAUGAUUUCAGGGUAUGGAAUGCAUGGUCAUGGUAGCCAAGCAAUUGAGCUCUUUAGUGAAAUGAAGGUUCAUGGUCCACGACCCAAUAAUGUUUCAUUUGUUGCCAUCUUAUCAGCUUGUGCUCACUCAGGGCUUGUUAAUGAAGGGCGCCAGAUUUUUGCCAGCAUGAGGCAAGAGUAUGGACUGGUGCCAUCAGUGGAGCAUCAUGUUUGUGUGGUGGAUAUGCUUGGUCGUGCUGGACACUUGCAUGAAGCGUAUCAAUUUAUCAAAAGCGUGAUACCUGAAGAGCCAGCUCCGGCAGUCUGGACUGCAAUGCUUGGGGCUUGCAAGAUGCAUAAGAAUUUCGAUCUUGGAGUAGAAGUGGCAGAGCAUCUUUUAAGUAUUGAACCAGAAAAUCCAGGCCAUUAUGUAAUGCUUUCGAAUAUAUAUGCAUUGGCAGGUAGGAUGGAUCGAGUGGAAAAGGUCAGAAACAUAAUGAUAAGGAAUCGGCUGAAGAAGGAAGUUGGCUAUAGCACCAUAGAUAUUGAUCAGAAGAUUUAUUUGUUUAGUAUGGGUGACAAGUCACAUCCCGAGACAAAUAAAAUUUAUCUGUAUUUGGAUGAUUUGAUGAAUAGGUGCAGGGAAGCUGGCUAUACACCAGCAUCCGAAUCUGUGAUGCAUGAAGUGGAAGAAGAGGAGAGGGAACAUGCCCUCAGAUAUCACAGUGAGAAGCUUGCAACAGCAUUUGGGCUAUUAAAAACCAGCUCUGGUGUGGCCAUCAGGAUUGUCAAGAACCUCCGAAUGUGUGAGGAUUGUCAUACAGCAAUCAAGUUUAUCUCAAUUGUUACUAAUAGAGAGAUUAGUGUCCGUGAUAGGCUUCGCUUCCACCAUUUUAAAGAUGGCUCAUGUUCUUGUCAAGACUAUUGGUGAUGAACUUCACUUGUUAUCAAAAGCUUGAGCAAUUUCUCAGUUUCAUCACCAUUAUUGAAGAGAAGUAGAUGGGAAUCAGGACUGUUUGACAACUUGAUAAGUGAAGAUUGAUCAGCAUCCAUAACAAUGUGACAAAUGCCAAAGGCCAAUUUGACAUUUAUGCAUAAUUAAAUGUUUGGCAAAUCAGGAAUGGCAUUUUGAACACUUACCAUAGGGAUGCCUUGUCAGCAUUUGAAGAGCAUGAGGUAACGGACAGGGUUGGUCUGAUUUCUACGGCAAACUAGGAUAGCUACUAUUCCAUACAAAAGGUAAUUCACAAGCCAAAUUGUGUAUUAAUUUUCUAUUCUUUGCGCAAGGAAGGAACAAGAUGCUAAUUAUAUGAAAA
Theobroma umbraticum is the source of this 3364-nucleotide messenger RNA. RefSeq names its product putative 2-carboxy-D-arabinitol-1-phosphatase. The record is from RefSeq and is a predicted model, not a curated record. Gene Ontology annotation, molecular function: phosphatase activity. NCBI's taxonomy places the organism in Eukaryota, Viridiplantae, Streptophyta, Magnoliopsida, Malvales, Malvaceae.